GUUUGGGCACCUCAGGGAAGAGUGCCCCUACGAAGACCCUGCUUCAUGGAGGUGUACAAUAGGAAUGAGGUUGAGUCCCUUGAUGAGUGGCUCUGCCUAAAGGUCCAAGACCAGCUGGUUUAGACGGUGGUUUAGACACCCUCCUGAAGAACCCAGGUUGGUGCCUCACCUGUGGAGAGUUCAGGCCCCUGACGGUGUGCUGCCCCCUUCAGGGUGAAUAGGAGUUGCCACCUGCCCGAAAAAGGUAAAGGAGGAGGGGUGGCCACUCCCAGAGGAAGACAAAGAAGGAGCCGAUGCUGUCUCCAGAGCCAGCAAGGGAGAAGCCAUUGCCGUCUCCAGUGCCAAAAGGGGAGGAGCCAUUGCCCUCUCCAAUGCAAAAAGGGGAGGAGCCAUUGCUGUCUCCAGAGCCAGAGGGGAAGGAGCCACUGUCAUGACAACCUCACCAGCCGUUAUACCUGCUUAUGAGGGAAGUAUGGCGAAAACCAGCUGCAUAUCCAGGCAGUGCAGCGCCCGCACAUCCAGAGGGUCCAGCGCCCGCACAUCCAGAUGGUGCAGCGCCCACACAUCCAGAGGGUCCAGCGCCCGCACAUCCAGACGGUACAGCGCCCGCACAUCCAGACGGUGCAGCGCCCGCACAUCCAGAGGGUACAGCGCCCGCACAUCCAGAGGGUCCAGCGCCCGCACAUCCAGAGGGUACAGCGCCCGCACAUCCAGACGGUGCAGCGCCCGCACAUCCAGACGGUGCAGCGCCCACACAUCCAGAGGGUCCAGCGGCCGCACAUCCAGACGGUACAGCGCCCGCACAUCCAGAGGGUACAGCGCCCGCACAUCCAGACGGUGCAGCGCCCGCACAUCCAGAGGGUACAGCGCCCGCACAUCCAGACGGCGCAGCGCCCGCACAUCCAGAGGGUACAGCGCCCGCACAUCCAGACGGCGCAGCGCCCGCACAUCCAGAGGGUCCAGUGCCCGCACAUCCAGAGAGUACGGCGUCGCUAUUGCUAGCGCAGCCCCUGUCGGAGUGCCCAACACCACCUCCCCUGCCAGAGUGCCAGCGCUGCCUCUCCUGACGGAGUGCCCAGCACCGCCAGGCUCAGGGGUUGGAAAGGGGGUUAAACCUGCACUGCCUCACGGAAGCCAAAAGGUCACCAAGGGGGUUAAACGGGCACCACAAAAGAAACCGAGAUGUCACCAAUGGGGUUAA
Acipenser ruthenus (sterlet) is the source of this 1201-nucleotide messenger RNA. RefSeq names its product serine/arginine repetitive matrix protein 2-like. Lineage: Eukaryota; Metazoa; Chordata; Actinopteri; Acipenseriformes; Acipenseridae. The transcript has a single exon. The record is from RefSeq and is a predicted model, not a curated record. The coding region runs from base 431 to 1201 and encodes 256 amino acids.